CUGGUGCCAUAUACCUUCGCAGUUCUUCUCUAACCAUGCUGCUACAGGCUCAUACAAGCGGACUGGUUGUUUUCCUUUUAGCUGCUUUCCUGCCAGGUCUGCGCCUACAGAGGGAUGGCAGCUCAAACGGUCCUGUGUUGAACCCUGAGGCUCAGUUCUACAGGCCUGUUCUUCAACAAAGUGAGACCAUUCCCACACCUGGAAGCUACGUGCUUCGAGACUUUGUUGGGAGGACAUGCAUCAAAGCCACAAUGGGAGCAGAGUUCAUCGUUAUGGAAAACAAGACAAGCUGGUAUUUCAACCUGGAUCCAUCCAGGGUUAGGCUAAGUGGUAAAUGCAGCAAAGAAGAAGCCCUUCUCUCUCUCAUGCUGCCAGAUAAUUCUACAAGUCUGGAGUUCACCUUCAGAAAGGAUAAAGAUUAUUUCUAUGUCACCAAACUGGCUGCUCGAUUGCUCCCUCUACCCGUUUGCAAAGGAUGCCCCAAUAAGAUGUAUUCUGGGUUUUUAUCCCACAAGAUGCUUUUCAGAACAGCUGAUGAUCAGAGCUUCAAGUGCACAUCGGAGUCACUCCUUUCAGUUUCUUCUGAGCUGCGGAUCAAGUUGGUUCCUCUGCAGAUGCAGGCCUUUGGUGUCCCCAAUGGGCAGUUUGGAAAAGAGGAUGAGUGCUGGGCUGAUUUUAACCGGAGAGCAGUUCCCAUCAUCAUUGGGUCCACAGCACUGGGACUCAUGCUGAGUAUUGUUCUAAGCUUCCUGAUCAUAAGAGAUCGCCACAGACCAGGAUAUGAAAGACUCUGAUCUUACUCUAAUCUGUUCGUUCACCUUCAGAAAAGCCUGCAUAUCUAAUAAUGCUUGUAAACUUUGUAAAAGUCUUAAAAAUAUAAACUAAAGGUGUACAGUUUAUAGUUAUUUAUUUGAGUGUUUAUGCUGCUGUCCUUUUAAAAAGAAUCAUAUUUGUAAUUGAAAAUAUUUUAUGCUGAAUUUCAGUGUUAAAAUAUUUAGAUAUUGCCUCAUAUCUAGCAUAUUGUUGCAGGGUUUCAACCCUCUGCCAGCAGAUGCCUUUCUGAUAAGAACAUGAAAAGGAAAGCCAAAUUCACUUCUGGAACUUACUCAACAACAAUUAAAGAAUAAAGACAGA
Messenger RNA from Girardinichthys multiradiatus, 1134 nucleotides. RefSeq names its product lysosome-associated membrane glycoprotein 3 (gene lamp3). Bases 36 to 794 code for a protein of 252 amino acids. The record is from RefSeq and is a predicted model, not a curated record. NCBI's taxonomy places the organism in Eukaryota, Metazoa, Chordata, Actinopteri, Cyprinodontiformes, Goodeidae. Gene Ontology annotation, cellular component: membrane. The transcript is spliced from 7 exons.